Molecule: messenger RNA, 1490 nt
Organism: Onychostoma macrolepis
Lineage: Eukaryota; Metazoa; Chordata; Actinopteri; Cypriniformes; Cyprinidae
Gene: enkur
Product: enkurin, TRPC channel interacting protein
Exons: 5
Coding region: 140-1093 (317 amino acids)
Cellular component (GO): acrosomal vesicle
Molecular function (GO): calmodulin binding
Source: RefSeq, a predicted model, not a curated record
AAAUGCAAUGUAGCAUUGCAUGUGUGGAAUAUGGUGUUUUUGUUUAAAGUUAGCCAUUCAAACUAAAAUUAAAACUUAAGUAAAAUCAUGAAACCUUUGACUAACCCGGAAGAAAAGAAAACAAGAGGAAAAGUGUUUAAUGUUGCUUGGUAGUGGUUGCCAUAGAGACAGUUGUUCAACAACACCGAUUCCAUCGGCCAUUACGUUAAAAAAAAAAAAAAAAACCACACUACUGUCUGCAAACAGCGGGACGUUUUCUCUUGUUUUCCUGUCAUUUUUGUCUGUAUCAGCCAUCAUGAGCGACACAAUUUAUCCUCCAGAGAGCAUCUAUAACCUUAUUCCCAGAGAGGAAGAGAAAGCCGUGAAAGCACCCAGGUACAUGUCAAAGUUCAGAGAGCAGGUGCAGCUGGAAAAAGAGGUGAACAAAGCCCCCAGUAAAACUAUGGGACCAGCAAAAGUGGAUGUGCCGUCGCCACAGAAAUAUCUACUGAAACACUCCAAGGAGCCCAAACUCCCUGAGAGUACAUGUCCUGCAUUUGAGAAACUAUUUAAAUAUGAAAAUGAUGAGCUACAUAGUAAACCACCGAUACCUGCCAGAACAGACAAGCCGCUCAUGGGUCUCCACAGCAACAAGAACUUUAUUAAGACCAACGCUGUGGAGAACAUCAUGACGGUCCCGAAGAAACCGCAACCUGUCUAUGCUUAUACCAAGAAGGGAGACAAACAACUGUUGGAGAACUCUGGUCUCAUCCCCAAAUACAUAAAGAAGAAGGACUUUGGCCAAACUCCAGAGUACCUGCUCCAGCGCAGAGAGGAAGUGAAGAAAGCACAAGAACAAUAUGACAGCUAUAUCAAGGAGCGAAUGAGAGAAGGGGCCAUGAAACAGCUUUCAGGCGAAGAACGCCGCAAUAUCCUGCAGGCUCUGAAGAAGAACUGGGACGAGCUUCAUCACCAGUACCAGGGACUCUCUGUUGUCACAGACACAGCUCCAAAAAAAUACAGGAAGGAGCGUCUGGAGCAGGAAAUGAAGCAGCUGGAGAAAGAUAUUGAGCUGAUUGAGCGACACAAAACCAUCUACAUUGCUAAUAACUGAGCAUGAUGUUAGCUAGUCGCCCUCAAUUCAGCAAAUAUCCAAGAGCAACGUUUGAAAUGGGCAAAACUGCCAGUGUCUUUGCUUGUCCUCUCUUAUUGGUAGUUCAAAAAUAUUUUGAAAGGCUUUACAACAAUACGUCUGAGUACAAUAAAGAUCUCUUUAGAUCAACUCACUAGUCUCUGAGCGAUUUCAUCCAUUUAAACUCAACAUGAAAUCAAAAUGAACCACAUUUAUUUUCUUAAUAUUGUAUGUUUCUCGUCUUGUUCACGAUUCAUCAGUGAAUAUUAUAAAAAAAAAUAAUAAUGUCUUAACGUUUCAUCAGAACAUUUAUCACCAAGGCUGCAUUUAUUUGAUCAUGAAUGAAUUAAUUAAUAAAUAAAAUCUGACAAAGAUUUCA